This is a messenger RNA of Ruditapes philippinarum (Manila clam), 2564 nucleotides long. RefSeq names its product protein unc-93 homolog A-like. The coding region runs from base 138 to 1868 and encodes 576 amino acids. NCBI's taxonomy places the organism in Eukaryota, Metazoa, Mollusca, Bivalvia, Venerida, Veneridae. The transcript has 5 exons. The record is from RefSeq and is a predicted model, not a curated record.
UUAGAGCUGGUACAUUGUAGCUAACGAAUGUAUAUACAAUUGAUUUGUGGAUGUAACGUAUCAAUGUAAACACAUUGUCUAACAAUAAAGUAUUUACAAUUACAAUGUGCUUCUAGGAUAAACAUUCUAGAGGAAAUAUGGCGAGUGCACAUAUUUCUGCGGACGAGAAGUCAGAUUCCAGCACACUGACACGAGACAAACUCUAUGUGAAUCCUCCCCAUCUAGAAGCUCGAUAUCCUGGUACACCACGUGUCAGUCUCACGUGUUAUCAUGGAUCACCACGUGUUAGUACUAGUUAUCUUCACAAUACGUCCAUUCCAAGUUUGGACGCCUUAAGUCUCAACAAGAAUCGGCGGCGAAGCACUAUACAUUCAUACAACCUUGUUAAUUACUACGCUCUACCUCAAGACUCGUCAACCAAUAGAAACAUUAGACAAAUGACUGAGCGAAAAGCUCUGAAAAAUGUCAUAGUUCUUGGACUAUCAUUCAUGUUUGUUCAUACCGCAUUUGUGUCUUUAUUGAGUUUACAAAGUGUUAUGAACCCUGAAGGAGGUAUAGGUGUUGUUUCCAUCAGUUGUAUUUACGCAACAACAGUUAUUUCAUGUCUAUUGGCGCCAUUAUUGAUAAACACCAUUUCAUCAAAAUGGACUAUGAUAGCCGCAUUUAUAUUAUUCACUGGCUAUUUUGCCGGAAACUUUUACCCCAAACAGUUCAUGCUGAUACCUCUAGGAUUGAUAUUAGGCAUGCUUGGAGGGCCACUAAUGGCAGCACAGAUGACAUACGUGACAACAGUUGCCCUCACAUAUGCUCAUCAUGCGUUAAUAAUUGACCAGGAAACUGUUGUUAACAAAUAUAUGGGCAUAUUUUGUGCGUUUUAUAGAAGUAGUUAUAUAUGGGGAAACCUCAUUACAACUUUAGUAUUAUCCAAUAAUCAAACAUUGCGCUUUGACGAUCACGAUACAUUUGACCCAUCAGGGAACUUGACGGUUUCGUUUCCGGAACAAGAAAAUGUUACUAUUUAUAGAACAUGCGGUGCUUCAUCGUGUCAAGUAAAUUCGAUGACGUGGCCAGUGGAAAACUACGAUAUUUCAAAUAAUCCGUAUAGAUACGAGACAGAAAUUCCAGAUAGUACAAAAUAUAUGCUGCUUAGUAUUUAUCUGGGCUGUGGGGUCAUGGCCGCUGUGAUUUUGAUGGCGCUUCUUGACAGGAAUGUUGGUUCUAAAAAAAUCAAUGCGGAUCUAAAAAUAACCACCAAAGAACUUUUCUUCUCAACCAUUCACAUGUUAAAAGACUCUAGAUGCCAACUACUUGUACCACUAGUUUUGUUCGUUGGUCUUGAACAAGGCUUCAUCUUUGGAGAUUUUACGCAGUCUUUUGUGAACUGCACAAUGGGAGUGUACAGUCUUGGACCAAUACUGAUGUGCUUUGGAGGAGUGAGUGCUCUAGCUUCUAUUGUAAUCAGUUGUAUUGCUAAACACAUUAAAAGAUUUGCAUUUAUAACUGCUGGUGCGACCUUCAAUGUCGGGCUCCUUAUUGUUCUCUGGUUAUGGAAACCAGUCCCGGAAGAUGUGCCAAAUUUCUUCGUAGUCGCAGCUUGCCUAGGACUCUGUGACGCAAUAUGGCAAACACAAACAUACACACUCUUCGGAAUUCUAUUUGUUGACAAACAAGAGGCAGCCUUUGCAUCAUACCGUAUGUUCUACGCUACCGGAUGUGCUAUAUCAUUCGGAUACAGCUUUUUUCUCUGCGUACAAACCAAAGUGUAUAUUCUUGCUGGCAUGUUAACACUGUCGUUGCUCAUGUACAGUGUGAUUGAAAUGAAGGUCCAGCUCCAGAGUCAACACAUAAAAGAUAUAGUUGCUUUUUGAAAAAAAGAAAGAUUAUAUAAUUUUAACUUUAAUCAUUAUGACAGAACCUGUUUUGCUUAAAUCUAUCUAAAAGCAAAACAACAUUUUUUUUUAUUUUACUGGUCCCUACUCCUUUCUGGAGAGUAUGGCCACGACACAAGCGUUUGGGAAAGUUAACGACCCUAUGAUAACAGUACAGCAUGGAAUAACCUUAUCAAAAUAUAUCAUUUGAUAUACAUUUUUACGCCAAAUGAAAUGUUUUAAUGAUAUAACACUAUGUCACAAUUGCUAAAUUAAAGGUAUAUAUUGUUUAGAAUGAUAAAACAUGAAGUAUGUUCAAUUAAUGCUACAUUAACAUGGAAAUAUUUACUUACUCUAUUAAUUACUUUUUUCAUUUAAUGUCGACUUAUUUGUUUUAAAAUAAAUCUCAGUAUUCGCAUCUUAUCACCACUUAGCCAUCUGGCUGCAACAUAUUCUAUAAUACUCCCUAAAAUGUUAAAUGGUUUGGUUCAGAGUGAAGGAUGAACAAGUUUAUUUAAGAUAUUUAGUGUUAUAAGGGUUAUUGAUGAAUAUGUAUUAAUCCGUUACUUUAAGCUUGAUCGUAUGUUGUCUGCAUACUUCUUAUCUGUUAUUUUGAUAUUGUUGUGUUUUGUUUAUCAUAGUUGUUAAGUCUUGACUAUUGAAUAUACUAAAUUAUAAUAAACUAUGUUUAAAUCA